Molecule: messenger RNA, 1925 nt
Organism: Paraphaeosphaeria sporulosa
Lineage: Eukaryota; Fungi; Ascomycota; Dothideomycetes; Pleosporales; Didymosphaeriaceae
Product: cytochrome P450 monooxygenase-like protein
Exons: 4
Coding region: 7-1596 (529 amino acids)
Molecular function (GO): oxidoreductase activity, acting on paired donors, with incorporation or reduction of molecular oxygen; monooxygenase activity; heme binding
Source: RefSeq, a predicted model, not a curated record
CCAAACAUGCAGCUCGCUACUAUCGCGGUGCUGCUGAUAGCGCCUGUUGUCGCCCAAUUCGUAUACCAGUAUUGGACGAACCCAUUGCGCAAGAUCCCUGCCGCACAUCCACUUGCACACAUUACGUCGCUGUGGAUCAAUUAUGUGCGGUGGCGAUCCGUCGAGAACGCAACACUCAAGCGCGCACACAAGGACCUGGGGCCAAUAGUGUGUCUAGGGCCAAACGAAGUUAGUGUGAACUGUGUGAAAGGAGGCAUCAGGGAAAUCUAUGCAGGUGGAUUUGAGAAGGCCAACUUGAACGAGACGUUUAAUUGGUAUGCGUUCUUUACAAAUUUCGGCGAGUCGAACAUGUUUUCUACAGGGAGGAAUAAAGCGCAUUCAACGCGAAAACGCAUGCUCAGCAACAUCUACAGCAAAUCCGUAAUCACCGCGUCGCCGGCUCUGCUCGCUCAGGUCAGCGCUAUCGUCUAUGAUAGACUUUUGCCACGCCUCGCAUGCGCCUUCUCCAACGAAAACCCAGGCGUUUUGGAUAUCAACCCGUUGCUCAACGCUACUACGAUGGAUAUUGUGUCUGCUUAUAUUUUCGGGCUUAAGUCGAGCUCCAACUUGAUCGAUGAUCCCAAACAGCUAUCCUGGUUCCUCGAUCUGUACAACUCUCGCCGGUCCUUCAAUUUUUGGCCGCAAGAGCUCCCCGCCUUGACAUCGUUCGUCAAGAAAUGGUUCGGGUAUAGAUUGGUUCCGCAGUGGGUUGAUAAGGCAAACAAGGAUAUCGAAGACUGGACUGACAGCAUGUGCGAGAGAGCAGCCAAAGUCAUGUCGGAAGGGGCAGCACAUGUCGCAGACACACCGGUCGUAUACGAACAGCUCUCUGGAGCGUUGGCGAAGGAAGCGAAGAAAGCUGGGAAAGAUAAGAAGGACUGCAAGAUCCUGGCUGCGAGCGAAGUCUUAGAUCAAAUCGCCGCCGGCUUUGAUACAUCAGGCAUCACCCUAACUUAUGUCAUUCACGAACUGAGUCGUAAUACGCAAGUACAAACGCGCCUUCGGCAAGAGCUCCGAACUUUGUCCUCGCCCAUUUUACCCUCGUCUUCGCCUUCUCUCCCCGAUGGUAAGGCAGUUGACGCGCUGCCAUAUCUCCACGCCGUGAUAUGGGAGACACUACGUCUGCAUCCAGCGAUUCCUGGUCCGCAGCCGCGUGUCUCGCCUCCACAAGGAUGCCGCCUCGGCUCUGAUGGCAACACAUACUAUAUCCCGGGCGGUGUAAGAGUGAGCGCGAGUGCCGGCCUACUGCACUUGCACGAGGACGUUUAUCCACAAGCGCAUAAGUGGAGGCCGGAGCGAUGGCUCGAACUUGAGCAGCUGGAUGAAGAGAAGAGACGGGAUAUGGAGAACCGAUGGUUCUGGGCGUUUGGAAGUGGCGGGCGGAUGUGCGUCGGCAGCCACUUAGCUGUGUAUCAGAUGAAAUACAUCGUCGCAACCCUGUACUCCAACUACACAACGGCUAUUGUCGACGAUACCGGCAUUGAGCAGUCAGAUGCAUAUACCGCGCCGCCGAAAAACAGCGAGCUCCUCAUCAAGCUGCAGAGGCUAGACUCGUGAUCUUGCGCAUGUGAAGAGCCGGGAAGCCCUUCUCGACCCCUCACAGCUAGAUGCGGCGGCCUCCUAAUGCCGGCUCCACAAGCUGCAUCAGACGGGUUCGCUUUGGGUAAAAUAUGGGGAGAGGGGUAACGCUUCGAGAACGCCCAAGGUCGGGUGACAUGCCUCAUGGACGUUUGUGCAUCAGCCAACCUUAUCAUGCUCGGUACCAUGGUUGUAGGUACUUGGUAGCGGCAGAAGCGGGCCUUGAGGACUGCAAUAGCCACUACCCGAUACGAAAGCUCUGGAAUUCCGAAGACGGCGUUAGCUAGUGCGAGACAUUACGCCCGCGU